AUCUACAUAAAAUUAAUAAAAGAAAAAGUGUUCCAAUAAUGAAAGACUUGAUUUUGAUGAUGGCAAUUUAUUCCACACUCGGCAUGGUAAAUGCUGGAGUUACUCUAACACUGGAAACACAAACAAUAAAGAUGGGAGAGUCUCUCAUCCUUACAUGCACUGUCCAUGGAAUAUCAAAGAUCAACCCAGAUGUUACAAGACAAUUUGCUAAAGGAAGCAACGGAGAUCUCCUCUGCUACAACGGACAUAUAACUCAAACAAAAAAAUACGAAGAAAUAUUGUCCGACGGAAAUGAAUUUAGAUUGAGAAUUAAAAAUGUUACAGAGUCAGAUGUAAAUAGUAUAUACCAAUGCCGAUAUAGAUUUUUUACAGUAAAACAGAUGAUAGGAAUCAAUGAAAUGAAUUUUGAAUAUGGACCGACUGAAAAUACAACGUAUAUUGAAUUCAACAAUUACGACAAUACAAGUUUUGAAAUUCAGAUAAACUUUACAAAGAUUUUUCCUCUACCCAUGUGUUCGGCCCAAACGAAGAACUCUAAAAUGCAGUUCAAAAAUACAAGCAUCAUGGAAGAAAGAAUUUUCUACAAAGUAUCGUUUAUUUUGGUAUAUGUUGAUGGUGACCAAUGUGGUACAGAUUUGGAAAUAUAUUGUAAAGUCGGUAGAUCAAACUACCCUAUCGAAACGUUUAAGCCAUUCAUGGAAUGUCCAUGCACAGUUCCCAUGUUUAUUAUAUUGACUAUAUGUGGAGUGCUACUUAUAGGAUCUAUAUCAUCGAUGGCAUUGCUGAUCGUGUAUAAGAAACGACGGAAACGGAAAUUAUGCACAAAAUCUAAAAACAAAUCAAAGACAAAAACUGAUAUUGACAACGCAGAUGAAGAAACUUUUUUAUGAUAAAGGCGGAAAAUAUAAUAUGGGGGCAAUCAAAAACCAUUAGAUGAAGGAAGAAUGCCAAGACCAUGCCAACGAGAAUUAAGACGAAAAGACAAAGGAAAGUAGACAGAAAAAACUACACCCUUAAGACUCAAGUGUCACAGUCGUGUUCUCGUUUUAGUGGCUAUCAAGUGAUAUGUUACAGCUGAUAAAUAUGGAUAAAUAAGGACAUUUGGCGGAAUGUGGCUCCGGUAAGCGGAAUAUAUCCAUAGUUAUCAAUCACAUAAGCAUUCCCUAUCGACAACUCAAAUAUUGAUGGCGUCCGUAUAACAUUCGAAGAGACUGUACCAGUAAGAAGGCAGUACACUGUAAAAAAGGCGUGUAGAGUCUAAACAUGAUCCUAAACAGAAAUGUGUUCUCACUUGAGCACAUGUUUAACCCUAAACAUAUUUUAAUUUAUUUCAAAUCUU
Messenger RNA from Mytilus californianus (California mussel), 1339 nucleotides. RefSeq lists its product as uncharacterized. The coding region runs from base 39 to 890 and encodes 283 amino acids. The transcript has 7 exons. The record is from RefSeq and is a predicted model, not a curated record. Lineage: Eukaryota; Metazoa; Mollusca; Bivalvia; Mytilida; Mytilidae.